AUGUCGGCGACUUCCUCUCCCUCACCGUUGCAGGGCCCCAUUGGCCGCAUCGACGAAGAGAAUCUGCCUCAAGGCCAGUGCCGCUAUAUUCUGCUGGUCCCCGGCAUCAAGGGCCAACGAUGCGCAUGUGUGCACUUUUCUCUCAACCGCUCAACGCCCGGGGCAAGCUGUGAUUGUGGACACAUGGCCUGCUAUCAUGUCAAAAGCCCGGAACCGUCAUCCACUCAGCAAGAAGUUGAGCUGCUGAAGCAACGUCUUCAAGUCCUCGAAGAACAGCUGGACCAACAGAGACAAGGCGGCCUCGGAACCGUCGUCGCCAGGGUGAGCGAACUGGAGGAGCUUGUCGACAAGAGUCGGGAAGAGAUAGGCCAGGAAAUCAAAGGGUCCUAUCGCAAUAUCAACAGGGUCUGGCAGUCCGUUGAGCAGCUGGACCGGCGAACCUCCUAUUUGCAGAAAAGCCUGCACUCUCAGUCGGAUCUUCUGGAUAGUGUCAAUGGCGAGUUGAAGAACGUCAGCAAUCGGCAGAUGGAGCUUUUUGAUGCCGAUGAGAGCAUAGAGGAGAGGCUAGAGCAGUUGGAGUCUGACCAUGACUUAUUGGCCAAUCGAGGCAGUCAGCACCUAGACGCCGAAGCUGAGACAGCUUCAGUGCGUACCGAUGUUCAAAAGCUUUUUUGCUCACGACAGCCUCCUACUGCGCCCCCUAUUCAGACCGAAGCUCAAAGCCGUUGGGGGCCCUUUCCAUUCGAGAGGGAUACCAACGCCUACAAGCGCUGUCUCUCUCGUGGCCUUCAUCGGACGGUAGUGGUCGGUGGUUCCGACGGUACUUCCUUCGUCGAGGCCGUCACCAGGUCCUUCAAUGGUCUCAUCGAGGGGAGAUCAUGGAUGCCUCUACAGGCGAAGCUUUGCGACGCAGAAAAGCUUCAAGGGCUUCCCAUGCUACGGCCACUCGACCCUAAGCUCCUCGACAGCGACUACAAUCUCGACUUCUUACGAAAGCACUGCGGGGUCUGCGAGCCCAGUGGUAAGAUCGAGUCGCUGUACAUUGCCAUGCGCCACGACAAGCUUUCAUGGCACUUUCUACGAAACUCUCCGAGGUUUAUGGACGGUCUGGAGAACUGCUGGGUCUAUGAUCCUUUUCUAGACCCAAGUGACCCCACCGAAGAUGACCGUAUGGAUGAACACGAUCGUCCCUCAGCUGGUGACAUCGUUCCGAGUCUUCCGAGUCUCAAACGCGCUGCAUCCGAAAUGUCGCGAACAACCGGGUUGGCACCCUCGAUGACAGCCACUGAACCAGAUUGUCCGCGGAACAAGAAGUCGAGGACGACUUGCCUGCCUACAUUAGUUGAGUCGCGUAGACGGCUGGAGACUGUGUAA
This is a messenger RNA of Colletotrichum spaethianum, 1374 nucleotides long. RefSeq lists its product as uncharacterized. The record is from RefSeq and is a predicted model, not a curated record. Lineage: Eukaryota; Fungi; Ascomycota; Sordariomycetes; Glomerellales; Glomerellaceae. The transcript is spliced from 2 exons. The coding region runs from base 1 to 1374 and encodes 457 amino acids.